AAACUUCCUGGUUGAUAAAAUUUCCGGUUACAAUGAGUGUCUCUAUUAAAACCUCAAUGUGAUAUUUCAUACUUAAUUUAUAUCUACUAUCUACAUAACUAAUGUGUCGUCCUUCUGGGGGACAUAUUGAUGCCGAUAUUGGUUGUAACUCUGGAAUAUGUUUGAUAUACAACGCUUAGUCUUUUUCCUACUCAAACUGUUGUGUCUUAUGCGAACAAAUGCAAACACUGAAAGGACCAUCUGUCUUACAGAACUUCUCGCAUUUUAUUAUAAAUCCGAGAAAUCAUGUUCAUUUACUAAAACAUUCUUCAUGGAGAACUUUAAAGAUAGUCCAAGAACCUGUCUAGUCACGUGUACAUUAAAGGCAUUGACACCAGAUCUGAAAGACGUUACGAGAUAUGAACUUGAAAAACUGGAAAUUAAAUACGCAAACACCUCCUUCACUUUCACAAUGAGGAAGCCAUGUGGACAUUUUAUAAACACUGACGUGGAAAUAGCUAUGACAUGUGAUGAAAGGGGAUUUUACGACAAGAGAAUAGGUGAAUCCUGUACUACACAAAGCCAUUGUGAUGUCAGCAACCCUUAUUCGACGUGCAAUACUUCAAAUGCUGUAUGCGAAUGCAAAGAAGGAUAUUUUGCAAGGUUUAACACUUGUUUCAAAAAGCAUCUUUCGAUAGGCGAUACAUGCGAAUUAAAUGAACAAUGCUUGGGAAACACAGGAUUUGGGUUUUGUAGACAAACAGAACAAGGCAAAGUAUGUUCGUUUCUUCCGGAAUCUGAUUAUAUCCGUUCGUCUCAACACACAGGUUUUCAAACCAACAGUCUGCCAAACUGGACGGAACGUUCGCCUGAUGGUAUCCUUGAAACAACACUGGUAUACUCAUCAAAAGAAAUGGCGAGGACUAACGACCUCCCAGUUGGUAUGAUUGUUGGUGCUGCUGCGACAGGGUUUGUUUUGGGGAUCAUUUUCUGCGGGAUUUUCUACGUCAUACUCUCACGAUGCAAGAAUUCGACAUCUGCGAAAAGGUUCGCUGCGACUUUCGAUAAUACAAGAAAUAAAGUUCCUGUAAUAAGCGCAGGGAAAACAGUACAAAAGACAGUUCAGGUAUCAGAGGAAGGAUCUCAGAAACACGUCGACCGCAAAGGACAGACGUCACCGCCUGAUGACAUCUAUAACCACCUUAGUGAUGCUUCCGGUAUGUCGGAUAUCCAGCCUGAAUACGACCAUGUCCCCUCUAAUGAUACAGAUGGCGACACAUACCAUCGUCUAGAUUUAAGCAACACCAGAAACAUGAAUACAAUACCAUUGGUUGAUAUCGAGAACCAUUAUGACUAGAAUCUUUGUAAUAGUGACAGUGUACAAAGCAACAUCCCUCCCAAGAUAAUUGAUUACUGAUAGACUGUUAUAAUAGCUUUUUGAAAAUAUUCAUAUUUCCAAUGUUUUUGCCUUCGAUAUAUUUACCAUGUGCGUAUGAAUCUUUAUAAAUAUAGUGCAACUAUUUCAGUAGUUGUGAGUAUUUCGAAAGAAUUGAAAAUAAUAUGUGAAGAUGGAAAAUAAAUUUCGAUUUCGAAUAUACAUGAGGGUUUGGGCAACAACGCAUCACGCCAGGAUACUUUUCAUAAUGCGCGAACGCGUUUCGUGGAGUAUUCUGGCGUAAAACGCUGUGGUUCAUUCAAAAAUAAAAUUCAUAUCUCAAGUAAACACGAAAUUAUAAAUUACAGACAGAAGUCUGGAGUUUUAUUGUUUCUUCUAUAUUUAGAUAUUGCGUAUCUAAGUUUUGUAUGAAGCCAAUGAAGGGCAAUUACAAAUUACACUGGACAUUAUAUAUUAAAAUAUUUAAUCGGUCGAUAUCAUCACUAAAAAAGAAGAGAUUUUAUAAAGUUAAAAAUAGAAAUAACUUCCAUAACAUACACGAAUUAUUUUUGCCGUCUUCAACUGAUUUGGGGGUAUGUUUCGUCAAUUUUAAUUCUUUUGUAUAUUUGAUAUGGUCUCUCAAAAGAAAAAAAGUGCAAUAAAGAUAUAGACAUUUUUGUAAUGUUUGCUUCAUGUCGCUUUCUUCUACGUGUAUGUUUGUAACUAAAUUCCUAUGUAACUACACAAGUUUUAAUUUAUAAGCAAUUUCAAACUGUACGCUGUGUGUUUGUUUAUUGUUUAAUUUCAAACUAACCUCAAUAAAUGUUGUUUAUGUAUGUUAUACGUAUAUGUUUAUUCAUGUUUUACUGAUUAAUGUCAGUCAAAAGCUUCACAAGGCUUGUAAUUUUGUUGUAUGUAUUCUGACCUGAAGAACAUCAAUUCAAUAAAGUAUAACAAUAUCUCC
Molecule: messenger RNA, 2318 nt
Organism: Ostrea edulis (European flat oyster)
Lineage: Eukaryota; Metazoa; Mollusca; Bivalvia; Ostreida; Ostreidae
Exons: 10
Coding region: 158-1336 (392 amino acids)
Source: RefSeq, a predicted model, not a curated record